Molecule: messenger RNA, 2202 nt
Organism: Gopherus evgoodei (Goodes thornscrub tortoise)
Lineage: Eukaryota; Metazoa; Chordata; Testudines; Testudinidae
Gene: CLP1
Product: cleavage and polyadenylation factor I subunit 1
Exons: 2
Coding region: 496-1773 (425 amino acids)
Biological process (GO): tRNA splicing, via endonucleolytic cleavage and ligation
Cellular component (GO): mRNA cleavage factor complex; nucleus
Molecular function (GO): polynucleotide 5'-hydroxyl-kinase activity
Source: RefSeq, a predicted model, not a curated record
UUUGUAUGAGUGACGCUGGAGUGACUCCCAUUCACCCACCCAGUGGUUUGUUUUCCCAUAUGAAGCUGCACUGACCAAAGCUGUCUUGCCUGGGGCAGUGUCUAGGGGGUGAAGCAGCGACAUCCCUUCUCUGGUCCAACCGUUUCCAUGGCCAUCGUCUCCGUGGCCCAGCGCCCGAUAGCCUUGGUGCUCUUUGGCGUGUGGUGCUCUCUGCGCGUGGUGAGGAAUAUUGUUUAAUUAGCGGAGUUCCAGAAUAACCAAUUGCAUCACAGUGUGGGGAGUGGGAACCCACCUUACAUCCAUAUAUAAUAACGCCUGGGUCUGUGUGACACUGUAGCGCAUCGCAGGGAAGGGAGCCCUCUACCAGGUCCAGAUAGGGGACCAGAGAGUGGGAUUGAGUAGAGUGGAAUUUGGGCGGGGGUAAUGGAAGAGCAUUAUACUCCCUGUGAUGUGACUUCAUUCCAUGUAUAGGCGUGAAACAGACACGGGAUAGAGAUGGCAGAGGAGGUUGGGGAUGAGAAGAAGCAGGUGGCAAAGUUUGAGCUGGAGCGGGAGACGGAGCUUCGCUUUGAGGUGGAAGCCUCGCAGACCGUCCAGCUGGAGCUGCUGUCAGGCAUGGCAGAGAUCUUCGGCACCGAGCUGACCCGUAACAAGAAGUUCACUUUCGAUGCUGGUGCCAAGGUGGCUGUGUUCACGUGGCAUGGCUGCACGGUGCAGCUGAGCGGCCGCACUGAAGUAGCUUACAUAUCAAAGGACACACCCAUGCUGCUCUACCUCAACACCCACACAGCCCUGGAGCAGAUGCGGCGGCAAGCAGAGCGCGAGGAUGAGCGGGGGCCCCGGGUCAUGGUGGUGGGACCCACGGAUGUGGGUAAGUCGACAGUGUGCCGGCUGCUGCUGAACUACGCUGUGCGGCUGGGGCGCCGACCCACCUUCGUGGAGCUGGACGUGGGCCAAGGCUCGGUCUCCAUCCCUGGCACCAUGGGGGCACUGUAUAUCGAGCGGCCUGCUGAUGUAGAGGAGGGCUUCUCUGUCCAGGCCCCCCUGGUCUAUCACUUUGGCUCCACCACUCCAGGCACCAACAUCAAACUCUAUAACAAGAUCACAUCUCGCUUGGCUGACGUCUUUAACCAGCGCUGCGAAGUGAACCGCCGGGCUUCAGUCAGUGGCUGCGUUAUCAACACGUGCGGCUGGGUGAAGGGCUCAGGGUACCACGCCCUGGUUCAUGCUGCCUCAGCCUUUGAGGUCGAUGUGGUGGUAGUGCUGGACCAGGAGCGCCUAUACAAUGAGCUGAAGCGGGACCUGCCCCAUUUUGUGCGCACAGUGCUGCUCCCCAAAUCGGGUGGGGUGGUAGAGCGCUCCAAGGACUUCCGGCGGGAGUGCCGGGAUGACCGCAUCCGUGAGUACUUUUACGGCUUCCGUGGCUGCUUCUACCCCCACGCCUUCGAUGUCAAAUUCUCCGAUGUCAAGAUCUACAAGGUGGGGGCUCCCACCAUCCCUGACUCAUGCCUGCCCCUGGGCAUGUCGCAGGAGGACAACCAGCUCAAGCUUGUGCCAGUGACGCCGGGCCGUGACAUGGUGCACCACCUGCUGAGCGUCAGCACUGCUGAUGGCAGUGAGGAGAACAUCUCCGAGACUAGCGUGGCUGGCUUCAUCGUCGUCACUGGGGUGGACAUAGAUCGCCAAGUCUUCACAGUGCUGUCACCGGCACCUCGCCCACUGCCCAAGAACUUCCUUCUGAUCAUGGACAUCCGCUUCAUGGACCUUAAGUAGGGACUGCACUGGAGCAGAAGAGGUGGAGUCCACCAGGACUAUUGUGUCUCUGUUGUGGACAGAACUUUUACCAAUUGAAGAGGGUGGAGACUGCCACACAGACUGAAUCAUCUGAAACCAGUGUGGGAAGGGGUAGAGGCUGCUGUCCAGAUCAAACCAUUGGGAGAAACCAAAGUGGGUCAGGUGAGGUUUGCGGAUUAAUUUGUAGACGGAAGCAGGGAGGGAAUGUGGGAUUAAAUGUAACUGUAAAUGAUUCACUGUCUACAUCCUUCUCUAGGUUCCCUUCUCCUUCUUAGAUUUCAGUCACUGAAAUCUGGACCCAUUGUCCCUUUUACACAGUCAGUGCUUUGUGGUCUCCUUUUGUAGGAGAGGAUCAAUAUUGUUUUAUAUUUUUGUAAUUUUAAUAAAUUUCCUGGUAUUUUGCUGGUC